UAUCUUCGUGUGAAUGUACUGGGCCUGGGCCUGUAUCUACCCGAACACUACGCGUCUUUCUCGUGCCUCGCUGACUGCUGCCAUUGCCUCGAGAGAGAGAGAGGGCGAGAGAGAUCGGGUUACGUAAUCCUCCCUCCAUUCUCCUGCGCGUAUCCACUCCUACCAGCACUCGCCCGUCUAACCAGUGACCACGGCCUCCAUACGCCACCCAAAGAAGCCUAGUCCCGCCGCGUCCCGUCGUGUCCCGCCGCGUCCAACCACGGUCCACUCCACAACACGUCCCCCCCUCCCCCUCCCUCACUCUCCUGCACCACACCACACCACCACCACUGCCACGACAUAACACGACCAAUGCCCCUCGAAAUCCAAGACUCCGAAGACUCCGGCGGCGACGGCUUCGACGGCUUCGACGACGCCGCACCCGCACCGACAAGCGGCGAAAUGCGGCUGUGCGCCAUCGAGGCGGCGAGGAUGCUGAUUGCGCCGUCUGUGUAUGAGACUGUUGCCGAUAGGGAAGGCGAGGGGGCGAGUGGCGGGGAGUAUGCGGCGGCGAUUGGCGGAGAGUAUGCGGGGGAGUACGCGGGAGUUGAUGGCGGACAGGAAACGAUCGGCGUGGAUGUUGCGGGGCAAGGAGCGGGGCCGAUUGAGGGGGGCAUUGCGGAACAGAUCGCGAGGGAGGUGGGUGAAGGGGAUGUGCGGGUCAAUGGGGACGCUCAGGCGGAGGGGGAUGUCUACAACCCGCCCGACGACGACGACGACUUUCUCCCGGCACCAGCGAAGAAGACGAAAGAGAAGGCGAAGAAGUCUGCCGCAACGGAAGCGGGACGACCGCGAACCAUGGGCAACGAUUCGGACAGCGAUUUCGGCGCCCCCAAGAAGAAGCCUGCGAAAAAGACGAAACCCAAGCCCAAGCAGCGCUCCAGAACCGCUCCACAUCCGAUCAUCAUCUCCGACGACUUUGCCCCCGCCACUACCGGGAAGCCGCGCUCCAUAACUGCUCCGCAUCCGAUCGUCAUCUCCGACUCCGACGUUGCCCCCGCCACUACUACGAAACCGCGCGCCAAAACCGAGAUCAAGCGAAAGCGAGAUCUGACCAGGGAGCUGCAGGAUUUCCUGCCGUUACCUUCGCCCCCCUUUGCCAUAGAAAUCCAACAGGGUCAGGUGCAGGCUACUGGUGCGCUGCCUGAUUAUAUGGGCUUGGGCGAUGGCGGGAGCCCGAUGAGCACCAUCCCCGAUCCGCCGGAGAUGUGGGCGGGAUUGGGUGUUGGAGAGGUUGGAGGUGGUGUGGAUAGUGAUGGUGGUGCUGGGGGCAUGCGGAUUGCGUCAGAGUGGAGGGCGGCGAAGGCGAAGGGACGACAGAAUCUUUCCGACAAGCCUGUGAGGCAGUCGCCAGUGCUAGUGCCAGUCGCGGAUGGGAAUGCGGAGCAGAAGCAGAGAAAACCUACUCCUAAAAGGCCUACUAAGGAGAGGAAGAAGAAGGAACAGAACGAGGAUCCGCCGCUGCCCGUCGUUGAUAAUAACAUUCUCACGACGGAACAUGAAGUCACGAUGGAACUCAAUGUCAACCCUGACCCUGCACCCGCACCUACAGCUACGAUGGUAGCUGACUCGGACGGUGAUAUGGAUGCACCGUUGUCUUCGCCGCCGCUAUCGCCUGUUGAGCCCUUGAGUAAGAAGAAAUCAAAGCCCCCCAAAGAAGAUGAGGGAUACGGAGAUAGCAUUGCGGUUGCUCCUGCCGCCGCGCCGGUGAAGCGGAAACGAACGACUUCAAAGAAAGACGAUGCUCCGGUUGAUGACGGAGAUGGCGGAGAGUGGAAUGGGGAGAACCCGAAGGCUACAGCGAAGCGAAAGCGGACGACGGCUGCUGAGAGGGCACAGUCACGGCUAGAGGCGAAUGAGCCCGAAGAGAAGAUGGAUACCAUUGAGCAGGACCCCGCCCCCGCUCCUGAAGCCAUUGAAGACGUCCCUGCUGCCCUCGCACCAGAGCCCGCUCCCGCCAAACCCAAAGCCGCGGCUAAGCGUAAGCGCACCAAAACUGCUGAUCCUCCAGCUGAUCCUGAGGACACCAUUCCUCCUCCCGCCCCGGUCGAAGAGGAAGAGCUGCGAACCCCCAUCCCACCCCCAGUCACCCCAGAGACCAGCAAGAAGAAGAAGCAGCUGCACUCGCCACUGAAGAGCGGGAAGGUGCCAUACCGCGUUGGUCUCUCCAAGCGCGCGAGGAUCGAGCCGCUGCUUAGUGUUCGGCCGAGAGAGAAGAAGCGAGAUGCGUGAGUGACUUGGUUGACUUGAUUGACUUGAAUGAUUUGUGGCGUUUACUCUUUACUGGUGUUGGGUGCUAUAUUUACUGGCUUUUACUGGCUUUUACUCUGCUUUUGCUAUGCUACUUGUUCGGGAAUUGUGAUAGAUGGAUGCCAUGCCAUGCGAUGAGAUGCGAUAGGAGUUGCUUGGUGGUAAUUACGCGAGUGCAUUUCGUUUGGCGGGGAGCUACUGAUUUGAUGGAGUUUACUUCUACCUGCUAAUUUACAUUACUCUAUAUGGUGUGGUAAUGGUAACUGGUUGGCUUUGAUGGCCGUUGCUUACCUAGUAUGUAACGAAUGCCAUUUGCUCCCAGCCUUGAUCAC
Molecule: messenger RNA, 2621 nt
Organism: Tricharina praecox
Lineage: Eukaryota; Fungi; Ascomycota; Pezizomycetes; Pezizales; Pyronemataceae
Exons: 1
Coding region: 352-2271 (639 amino acids)
Source: RefSeq, a predicted model, not a curated record